Molecule: messenger RNA, 663 nt
Organism: Pyricularia grisea
Lineage: Eukaryota; Fungi; Ascomycota; Sordariomycetes; Magnaporthales; Pyriculariaceae
Exons: 1
Coding region: 1-663 (220 amino acids)
Biological process (GO): glutaminyl-tRNAGln biosynthesis via transamidation; regulation of translational fidelity
Molecular function (GO): glutaminyl-tRNA synthase (glutamine-hydrolyzing) activity
Source: RefSeq, a predicted model, not a curated record
AUGACCAAUUCAAGCAGAGUCGGCUCACGCCUAAGCAAGGCUUUGCGCCAACAACAAAAGAUCUCAACAGCGUGCAUCACAACGCGUCAACUGGGAACGGUCUCAUCAUCAUUAUCGUCCUCAUCAAUAGGACAGCAGCAACAAAAAACAGACUUCAAAGCUCUCCUCUCCCGCCCAACUUGGUCUGUUCGCUCUCUCCUCCCACCAACCACAAGCUCCUCAGAACCAUCAUCAACCACAAUAUCCCCCUCCCAACUAACCCACCUACACUCCCUUUCCGCCCUCCCCAACCCAACCACCCCUUCCACGCUCGAGUCCCUCACCCGCACCCUUCAGUCCCAGCUGCACUUUGUCCGCGCCAUACAAGCCGUCGACACCACUGGGGUCGCUCCCCUAUCUGCCAUCCGGGAUGAGACCGCCGCCGGCCGUAGGGAGCAGACCGUCACGCUCGACCAACUGGCUGAGGUUCUCCAGAGUGAGAGGCCUAUCGGUCGUGCUGGGAGGCCCAGGAGGCUGAAAGCGACUGCCGCCACUACGAAUGUUGCGGAGGCUGGCCUGGUCAGUAGAGAUGGGGAACCAGGUUGGGACGUCCUCGGAACUGCAAAGCGUCGGGCUGGACAGUAUUUCGUUGUGAAGAGCUCUUCCGCGAAACAGGAAACUUGA